GUUUCCAAAAUCUCCAAACCGUAGUUUCCAAAAUCUCCAACGAGGAAAAGAAACUGCCUCAAACACUAGUAACAAUAUCUAACAAAAUAAAUUUCUCUAAUCAAUUAAGAUUAUUAUUUUUAUUAAAAAAAAAUGGUGUUUUCACGCGAAACGUUACCUUCCUGCACCACCGUUUUAUCGGCGGUGGCGUCUCUCACCGCCUCCGCCGUCCUUCUCCGCACCAUCGCCACCGAUCUCAUCCCCGCCAAAAUCCACGACUACUUCUUCUCAUCCCUCUCAAAACUCUCCCACCGCCUCUCCUCCCAACUCACCGUCGUCAUCGAAGACUUCCAAGGCCUCACCUCCAACACCAUGUUCGACGCCGCCAACAUUUACCAAGGCACCAAGCUCUCAUCUUCGACUCGCCGAAUCAAAGUGAACAAGCUCGAUAAAGACGAACAACUCUCCGUCACCGUCGACAGAAACCAAGAUAUUGUCGAUCUCUUCCAAAACGUGAAGCUCAAAUGGAUUCUACAGUCCACAGCAAUCAAAUCGUCAUCAUCCAAAGCCGAUAAUGCCAGAACGGAGCUGCGAUUCUUCGAGUUGAGCUUUCAUAAGAAACACAAAGAUAUGGUGUUAAAUGUUUACUUAAAUCAUAUAUUGGAACAAGCCAAGGCGAUUAAAGAGGAGAGAAAGGCGGUCAGAUUACACACGGUUGAUUACAACGGGACCGAUUAUUGGAGCUCGGUGGCUUUAAAUCAUCCGGCGACGUUUGAUACGAUGGCGAUGGAUGAAGAGAUGAAGAUGGAGUUGAUGGAGGAUUUAAAUCGGUUUGUUAGUAGGAAGGAUUACUAUAGGAGGGUUGGGAAGGAUUGGAAGCGAGGGUAUUUGUUUUACGGGCCGCCUGGGACGGGGAAGUCGAGUUUGGUUGCGGCUAUGGCGAAUUAUCUCAACUUUGAUGUAUAUGACUUGGAUCUGAGGGAAGUGCAGUGCAAUUCGGAUUUGAGAAGGUUGCUGAUUGGUUCGGCAAACCGGUCCAUACUUGUGAUCCAGGACAUUGAUUGUAAUGUUGGGGUGCAGAAUCCGGAGGCGGAGAGUGAAGGCAGAACGGUUGAGGAUGACAAGAUUACUCUCUCUGGACUGCUCAACUUCAUCGAUGGCUUGUGGUCGAGCUGUGGGGAUGAGCGGAUAAUAGUGCUUACAACCAAUCACAAGGACCGGCUCGAUCCAGCAUUGUUGCGACCUGGCCGCAUGGACCUACACAUUCACAUGUCUUACUGCACCUUCAACUGCUUCAAGACACUAGCAUUUAAUUAUCUAAAGAUAGAAGAGCACCCGCUAUUUGGAGAGAUCAAGGAGUUGUUAAUGAAAGUUCAAGCUACGCCUGCUGAGAUUGCAGGACAACUAAUGAAGAAUGACAAUGCUGAAAUAGCACUUCAAAAUCUCAUCAAACACCUCCACAACAAGGAAACACGGCAUGACCAAGAUGAAACAAUAAUGCAGCAAGAACAACUCAAGCUAGAGGGCACUAGCAGAGAGAACAAUUGAGAGAAGCAGAGAACAGACCUGCAACAGUUAUUUAGGGUUUUGACAUUCUUGACUAAAUACAACUUUAUUUUUUUCGAGUAUAGAGUGAGAUUUCAUUUAUUUAAUUCAGUAAAA
Molecule: messenger RNA, 1641 nt
Organism: Camellia sinensis
Lineage: Eukaryota; Viridiplantae; Streptophyta; Magnoliopsida; Ericales; Theaceae
Source: RefSeq, a predicted model, not a curated record